Malania oleifera is the source of this 1708-nucleotide messenger RNA. Its product is annotated as casein kinase II subunit alpha-2. Lineage: Eukaryota; Viridiplantae; Streptophyta; Magnoliopsida; Santalales; Ximeniaceae. Gene Ontology annotation, cellular component: protein kinase CK2 complex; nucleus; cytosol. The record is from RefSeq and is a predicted model, not a curated record. Gene Ontology annotation, molecular function: ATP binding; protein serine/threonine kinase activity. Bases 287 to 1288 code for a protein of 333 amino acids. Gene Ontology annotation, biological process: protein phosphorylation. The transcript is spliced from 10 exons.
GUGAGGGAAUUUUAUUUUAUUUUAUUUUUAAUUUCCCUUAUAUUGGCUGUUUGAACAAAAUAUGUCCAAACACAGCCGCCGAAUCGACAUGCCUAGAUUGCUCGACGGUCCGAAAAGGAAGAAAACAGGGUCAGUGCACUGCACGCGCCGCUUGCAUUCAGUGCUUUCCUCCAAGCUCAUCACCUCUGCUUCAUUCAAAGAGAUCCUCACCGUCGUCAACUGACACACCUACGAAACAACACCCACUCCAUCUACCCGUCAAUCUCGUCGAGAUCCCGUCGAAGCCAUGUCCCAGGCUCGAGUUUACGCAGACAUCAAUGUCCACCGCCCGAGAGAUUACUGGGACUACGAGUCUCUCACCGUCCAAUGGGGUGAUCAGGAUGACUAUGAGGUUGUUCGGAAAGUUGGAAGGGGAAAGUACAGUGAAGUUUUUGAAGGUAUAAAUGUGACCAACAAUGAGCGAUGCAUCAUCAAGAUCCUAAAGCCCGUCAAAAAGAAGAAGAUAAAGAGGGAGAUAAAAAUACUACAAAACCUCUGUGGAGGCCCAAAUAUUGUGAAGCUGCUUGAUAUUGUUAGAGAUCAGCACUCAAAAACUCCUAGCCUGAUUUUUGAAUAUGUGAACAGCACAGAUUUCAAAGUUUUGUACCCCACACUGACCGAUUAUGACAUACGCUACUACAUAUAUGAGCUUCUAAAGGCAUUAGAUUACUGUCAUUCCCAAGGCAUAAUGCAUAGGGAUGUCAAGCCACACAAUGUUAUGAUAGAUCAUGAGCUCCGAAAACUUCGGUUAAUAGACUGGGGUCUAGCUGAAUUUUACCAUCCUGGCAAGGAAUACAAUGUCCGUGUAGCGUCAAGAUACUUUAAGGGGCCUGAACUCCUUGUUGAUUUGCAAGAUUAUGACUACUCUCUGGACAUGUGGAGCCUGGGUUGUAUGUUUGCUGGAAUGAUUUUUCGUAAGGAGCCAUUUUUUUAUGGUCAUGACAACCAUGACCAGCUUGUGAAAAUUGCCAAGGUUCUUGGGACAGAUGAGUUGAAUGCAUAUUUGAACAAGUAUCAUCUGGAGCUUGAUCCACAACUUGAGGCACUGGUUGGAAGGCACAGUAGGAAGCCAUGGUCCAGAUUUAUUAAUGCAGAUAAUCAACAUCUGGCUUCCCCAGAGGCUAUUGAUUUUCUUGAUAAGCUACUUCGUUAUGAUCAUCAGGAUAGGCUCACAGCAAGAGAAGCAAUGGCCCAUCCAUAUUUCUUCCAAGUGAGGGCUGCUGAGAAUAGCAGGAUGCGGACACAGUAGUAAUAGCUCCCAUGGCAUUUUCAUUUAAACCAGGUUGUACUCGCAUCAAAUCAGUAGUCUUGGUGCAGUUAGUGGUUGCUUGUUGACAUGACAACUGCUUAGGUAGUUGGAUAUUCUCGGUUGCCGUAAGAUGGCAUUCUUGAACUUCUUCCCAGAUUGUAUAUUAUGCCUCAGUUAAAAUUUCAUAGUGAAUUAUUAUGAAUAUGAACAUUACCUAUUGCUUGCGGUAUCUUGGCAUUGUAGAUGGUAGCUUCCCAGUGAAAUUUGUGGUGACAAUGCUAUCAUAUUAAAUGCUUAUUUUUACUGUGAUCUUGGUGGUUAUUUAGUACGUCCAUUCUGUUUGUUGUAAUGAGAUGUUGGGAAUUACAGGACAAACUUUUUAUGUAUUAAGAUUUGCCACUAUGCAAGUAGUUUCCUCUC